Molecule: messenger RNA, 795 nt
Organism: Penicillium maclennaniae
Lineage: Eukaryota; Fungi; Ascomycota; Eurotiomycetes; Eurotiales; Aspergillaceae
Product: putative dephospho-CoA kinase
Exons: 2
Coding region: 1-795 (264 amino acids)
Biological process (GO): coenzyme A biosynthetic process
Molecular function (GO): dephospho-CoA kinase activity; ATP binding
Source: RefSeq, a predicted model, not a curated record
AUGCUCAUCAUCGGGCUCACGGGCUCCAUAGCCACAGGCAAAUCGACAGUCUCCUCCAUCCUAUCGUCCGCACCUUAUUCCCUUCCCAUCAUCGACGCCGACGUCCUCGCCCGUAAGGUCGUUGAACCAGGUACGGCCGGCUACAAAGCGAUCGUCAACUACUUCGGCCCCAGCACACCCGACCUACUCCUCGAGGACUCCACAAAUCCCAAGGGCAAACCACUCAACCGGCCAGCGCUGGGCCGACGUGUCUUCGGCGACACCGAUGAGCGCAAGCGCGACCGCCAGGUGCUGAAUGGGAUAAUCCACCCGGCCGUACGAUGGGAGGUAUACAAAUCACUGAUCUACUAUUAUGUGCGCGGUCAAUGGGCUAUUGUCCUGAGACGUUCCACUGCUGUUCGAGAGCGGAAUGGACCUGAUCUGCGGGACGGUCAUCGUGGUGGGGUACAGAUGGCACGAUUACGUGCGCGCGAUGCUCACCUCACAGCUGAGGAUGCAGAGAACAGAGUCCGCAGUCAGGGUGAUAUUCGGACAAAGGCGGCCCAGGCAGAGUUUCGAGGUACGACGACUUCGCGCGGAGUGGUGGUCUGGAAUGAUUCAGACAAAGCAGAGCUGGAGCGUGCAGUGAAGGGGGCUAUGGCCACUAUUGAGGCUUCGAGUCCGCGAUGGUGGGCGUGGACGCUAUUGGCGGCGCCGCCGGUGGGCUUUGGGAUUGCCGCGUGGAAUCUGAUUGUCAACUUUGCGACUCAGAAAGGCUGGGAGAAGAAAAAGCAGCAGGAAAAAGCGCGGUUAUAA